Penicillium arizonense is the source of this 1197-nucleotide messenger RNA. RefSeq lists its product as uncharacterized. NCBI's taxonomy places the organism in Eukaryota, Fungi, Ascomycota, Eurotiomycetes, Eurotiales, Aspergillaceae. The transcript is spliced from 3 exons. Gene Ontology annotation, molecular function: protein binding; catalytic activity. Bases 1 to 1197 code for a protein of 398 amino acids. Gene Ontology annotation, biological process: nucleoside metabolic process. The record is from RefSeq and is a predicted model, not a curated record.
AUGAAGCACGAAGACUACAAGGUCGGAUGGAUCUGCACCCUGCCUACAGAGCUUGCGGCUGCCGCCUGCAUGUUGGAUGAACGCCAUGAUGUUUUGCCUCAACCAGCCACCGAUGAUAAUAACUACACUCUGGGUCGGAUUGGGCCUCAUAAUGUGACGAUUGCGGGACUUCCGGCAGGUGUGACAGGUGUCACCUCAGCGGCUCGUGUAGCCAAACAGAUGCGAACUACAUUUCCCUCUAUAAAGUUUGGCUUGAUGGUCGGAAUUGGAGGUGGAGUGCCGAGUUACGAUCACGAUAUUCGACUCGGGGAUGUGGUAGUAAGCAAACCAGGUGACACCUCAGGAGGCGUCAUACAGUUCGACUUUGGCAAGACAGUGAAAGAGGGUCGCUUUGUGCGGAGCGGCUCUCUGAAUCGUCCUCCGGAUGUUUUGUUAAACGCCGUCACCAGUCUGCAGGCACGACACAUGUACGAAACAUCCCGGAUCCCGAGAAUCUUGUCCGACAGUACGGCUCGAUUUCCUCUUCGCAAACAAGCAUGCUCCUAUCCCGGCGCGAGCUCUGACAAGCUCUAUCACUGGGAAUAUAACCACCUUCAGCGCCAAGCGACAUGCGCUCAGUAUACCCACAAGAAUAAACAGUGGCAAGACUAUGCCGCGGCAACGGCUGCAGCUUACGCCAAGGAGCUCCUCGGAAUCACUCAUAUUCACGGCAAUGUUAGUAAUGAGGGCGCGGAGAAGAAUAUCUACAGAGGUAUCCAAUUACUAAAUCCUAACAUCGCCUCUGACCGCGAAACAUUGUACCGACAUUUUCUCUCUUCACUUUCCACAGAUCCUAUCCCUCGCGAGGACCACUGCGCUCAGCAAGCAUACCAGGUCAGCGAGCAUAUUCUCUGGAAGUCUCACCAAGUCGGUCCUUGGGAACUGUGGCUACGUAAAUACCUGGAGGACGGAAACCCCUUAAAUAUCCGAGAUUUUAGGGGCAAAACACCUCUUCAUCAUGCGGUGGUGACGAAAUACGAGAGAAUUGAUAAGGUGAGGGCGUUAGUAGAGGCGGGGGCAGAUUUGGCCAUGAAAGAUUUCAUGGGGCAGACACCCGUUGAUCUUGCGAGGGACACGGAUGAGCAGAUCUUCCUACUUCUUUUAAAGGCCUGGCAGAAAUUGGCUGUGGCGGAAAAGCAGAAUCAGGAUAGGAAAUAG